Molecule: messenger RNA, 1674 nt
Organism: Caenorhabditis auriculariae
Lineage: Eukaryota; Metazoa; Nematoda; Chromadorea; Rhabditida; Rhabditidae
Source: the annotation of a GenBank genome assembly
AUGGAGGCUGCAAAUCUCGAAGGGCAAGCUUCAACUUCGACAAAUGUCCAGGUUUCUAUUAAAAGUUAUCUAAAAAGAUGAUGCUAUUUUUUUCAAGAAAUAUGAAUUCUGUGUUGCGUGCCAGUCCAUGAUUCCUACAGAGUCUUUCCAAGCUCACGUCGUCCGAAAAGAACUUUUUGGAGUCUGUGACAAACCGUCAACUAACUUGGAAGGCCUCAUCUUGUGCAAACCGGUAAGUUUUAUUCUAGAUCCUCCAAAAACCUAGAAAUUCAGUGUGGCGCAUAUUUCUCCAUUGUCACGUAUCGUAUUCAUCUUCAUAAGGUUCACAGCGCUCGAUGUACUGUAAGGAAAGAAGUAUUCAAUUGCGAAAAAGAUUUUUCAGUGGGUAAAAAACUUGAAAAGCUUUCUGAAAAUCACUUCAGGUGUUCCGAACGCAAUUACAAAGUUUGGGGACCAAGUUUCGCAAAACUUCCGGCUUUUCACAUCAUGAAGUUUUUUAUCUUGCUUAAUUUUCAUCGUUGAUUUUGUUUCAGGGCGUUGUUUAUGAAAAUUAUCGUUGUUUUCAGUCUCAGGCUCGUGUAAUCGCGCCGAAUUCGGAGAAGGUUUGAAUAUUUUGAAACAAAAAAUUAAUCAUUAGAAAAAUUACAGGAAGUUCCUUUGUUUGUCAGAGAAGAGUUUUGCACAGCUUUCCUCAACAAACACACCGCCGAGGAUGGGUGCGUUUUUCAAUGUUCUGAAAUUUUAACUUAAAUCGGUUACGUGGAUUGAAAACAGAAAAUUUGCAGGAAAAUAACAGUUCUCUACUGUGUUCACCACUUACACGAUGAUCCAGAUACCAAGUUUCCAGACAAAUUUUGCGAUAGAGUUUUGGAAAUGCAAGAGCUCGAGUAUCCAGUUUCGAGGAUGGUGAGAGAUCUAAAAGGUUUCUUUUGAAUCUUAUGGAAUAAUUUCCACAGUAUGUGAGGAAGAAAAAUACAUAGAAAUCCGUUUAAUAUCUGAACUAUAAUUUAUUCGCCACGACUUUUUUUUCUGGCACCCAAAAAAAAAGAAGAAAAAAAAUAUUGAUUUUUUUUUGCUCCUGAGAUUGUUCAAGCAACCUCCUAUUAGAAUUUGAAAAAUUAGUUCGAAAAAAAGGAAAAAAAUAAAACUUCAGCUGAAGCUGACAAUUUCGCGGAGCCGGGAACGGAUACUCAUCGACGGAUUCAAAGCUUGACAGUGACUCUAUUGAAGAAAGUUUGCUUCAAUGUCAUGAAGAAAAAGUUAGUUUUUUUCUUUUUAUCUUGGUCUUGGCCCGAAAAAAAUUUCUCUUAUUGUUUUCGUUCAUGUCAGAGAUUAUCCCUCAGUUUUUCACUAGAAACUUUCCAUUUUAUAAUUUUAGCAUAUAAUUUUAAGGUACAUUAAAUCGCUAUCAUAUUUUUGAAUUCAAAAAAACGAAAAAAAAAAUUGAAAAAUGUCUCAAAACGGGCUGAGUUAUAGAAAUUUCAUAAUUUUUUUUAAGAAUGGUAUUUGUCUCAAACUUGCGGCCUCCUUCCAACAGUCGCCUUUUCCGACAAAAUCGCCCCUGCUGACGUUCCAUUCCUCAAGAAACUUUAUGGUAAUUUUUCGCUCAAAUCUCAUCAAACAAUGAUUUUCAGCAAUGGAAAUCAAUUACAAGAAAACGAUGGCAAGGAUUGA